GCUAGUCUAAGCAAAAACAUCUUUACUGGCUUGUUUUAACAUUUGUUUAUUCUGUGAUCAUGUGAUUUCCAUCUGGUGCACAUGUUCUAGGAAGAGUUCUAGGUAAAACCCGCAUGGCCGGACUGUACCAGCAAGAAUAGAGGUGAGCAUUCGAGGAGUGGUUAACUUGUUAACAGAAAAGGUGUGUCCACCCACUGAGUGUGAGUGGAGAGUUAUAGCACACACCUCCAGAGAUCCAUAUGUAUAUAUAAACCUGCUGAGAUGCUGCUGGAAGUCACAGCAGAGGAAGGUCGAGGCCAAAGAGAGAACUGAGCAUCAUCAGCAAACAGUCGACACCAUGGGGAACUGUGCAGAGGUAAUGAGCAGCUUUUUCUGCCGACAAAAGAACACCAACGUCCGCAUCAGUCUGCCGGCUGUCUGCUUUGUCUGGCAGUUUGCUAUGAUUGUGCUGUUUGGAGUUUUCAUUCGGUACGAUGAAGAGUCGGAUGCCCAUUGGGUGGAGUACAAAAGGACGCAAAACUUCACCAGUGACAUCGAAAAUGACUUCUACUUCAGAUACCCCAGCUUCCAGGACGUUCACGUCAUGAUCUUUGUUGGAUUCGGUUUCCUCAUGACCUUUCUGAAACGCUACAGCUUUGGGGGUGUGGGCUUCAACUUCCUGAUCGCCUCCUUUGGACUGCAGUGGGCUCUUCUCAUGCAAGGCUGGUUCCACUCCCUCAGCCCGGAGACUGGAAAAAUUACCAUCGGAGUAGAGAGUCUGAUCAAUGCAGACUUCUGCUGUGCCGGCUCCCUGAUUGCGUACGGAGCCCUCCUGGGUAAAGUCAGCCCUGUCCAGCUGUUGGUCGUCACCUUAUUUGGUGUCACCCUGUUUGCUGUGGAGGAAUACAUCAUCCUCGACCUUCUUCAUUGCAGAGAUGCCGGAGGCUCCAUGGUCAUCCACGCCUUUGGAGGGUACUACGGUUUGGCCAUCUCCUGGGUCCUGUAUCGACCCUCUCUAAACCAAAGCAAAAGCCUUAGUGGAUCAGUCUAUCACUCUGAUGUGUUUGCCAUGAUUGGCACACUGUUUCUGUGGAUGUUCUGGCCCAGUUUCAACUCAGCCAUUACAGACCAUGGUGACGGACAGCACAGAGCAGCCAUCAACACUUACCUGGCCCUGGCCUCCUCCGUCCUCACCACUGUGGCCAUCUCCAGCAUGUCUCAGAAGAAAGGGAAACUGGACAUGGUGCACAUCCAGAAUGCCACUCUGGCAGGUGGUGUUGCCAUGGGAACAGCAGCAGAGUUCAUGAUCACUCCCUAUGGUUCUCUAAUUGUGGGCUUCCUCUGCGGCAUCAUCUCCACAUUUGGCUAUCUGUUUAUCUCGCCAUUCUUGGAGAAAUAUCUCAAGAUCCAGGACACAUGCGGUAUCCACAACCUCCACGCUUUGCCGGGAAUGCUUGGCGGCUUCACAGGUGCCAUUGUUGCUGCAGCCGCCACUGAAUCUGUCUAUGGCAAAGAAGGGUUGCGCAACGUCUUCGACUUUGAGGGCGACUUUGAAAACAGAUCAGUAGGAACUCAGGGAGGCUUCCAGGCUGCUGGCACAUGUGUGGCCAUUGUAUUUGGACUUGGUGGAGGAGCAAUUGUUGGUUUCAUCCUCAGGUUCCCGAUCUGGGGCGACCCUGCUGAUGACAACUGCUACGAUGAUGAAGUUUACUGGGAGGUUCCUGAGGAUGAGGAGAGCAUCCCUCCUGUGCUGGAGUACAACAACCACAUGAUCCACAAGCACCAAGACAUAUCUGAGUCAAACUUCUCCGUGGACCAGAGUUAAAGCAGAGAGAAACAUCGCCCCCUGAAUGCAACAUGGAACUUGAUGCAUCUGUGAACUGCAGUAAAAAUCACAUAUUUAUGAAGGAGCCACCCUUAAAAAUUGGCAAUUUUGACACACUCACUCCCUGCUCUUGUCUUGCACCAUUAACACCUGAUUAAUUUGUGUAGCACCUAAGUUAAUGAUUGGAAGCGUAAGGUUAUGAGAAUGCUGCACAAACUGGUGAAUAAUUCUUUUCAUUUACUGAAAAAUUAUUCGAAUUCGAUGUUCUUUGCAAGUGUGUAAUGACCAGAAAAUGUCAGGUGCUGAGUGCAGGCGUGAGAAGUGAAAGACACUUUGUUAAUGUUGAUAUGAAGGUAAUUCAUUACUGCACACAAAUGGCUGCACGUCUUUAUAGAUGAUGUCUUUAAAAGAGUCGUGAUUGUUAGAUGUUUUUAUUGAAGGUGUUGGCUGAUUUAAUUCUUAUGAAUGAAGAGCUUAUUUAGUAUUUUAUGCAAUUGAAGGCAGUAAGUGAACAAUCAGAGGAGUUUGUGCAGCCAUGCUAGUUUCUUUUUUGAAAAGUAAACCUUAUUUAGUUAUUUCUUGGAAAUGAUGUAAAGACCUGAAUGUAAAUAUGAUUUAUCACAUACUUUUGUUUGUAGCGGAAUGUUCCUGAUCUUAAGGUGGCAGUUUGAGAUACUAUGAAACAAGUUCCAGUGAUUAGGUCUGCUUUAAUGUUGAAUGUUACCUUAAUAUAUUAAAUGUGAUUGUAAAUGACUGUCCUCUUGUUGUGUUAUUGAUGUUUUAUUGUGAAAAAAUGUACAAAUGAAUAAAUCACAUGU
Molecule: messenger RNA, 2622 nt
Organism: Notolabrus celidotus (New Zealand spotty)
Lineage: Eukaryota; Metazoa; Chordata; Actinopteri; Labriformes; Labridae
Gene: rhcga
Product: Rh family, C glycoprotein a
Exons: 11
Coding region: 338-1804 (488 amino acids)
Biological process (GO): ammonium transmembrane transport; ammonium homeostasis
Cellular component (GO): plasma membrane
Molecular function (GO): ammonium channel activity
Source: RefSeq, a predicted model, not a curated record